Uloborus diversus is the source of this 1460-nucleotide messenger RNA. RefSeq lists its product as uncharacterized. The transcript has 7 exons. The coding region runs from base 301 to 1443 and encodes 380 amino acids. Gene Ontology annotation, molecular function: phosphotyrosine residue binding. The record is from RefSeq and is a predicted model, not a curated record. NCBI's taxonomy places the organism in Eukaryota, Metazoa, Arthropoda, Arachnida, Araneae, Uloboridae.
UCCACGAUGUCCGCAGGCAGUUUUCAGUUAUCGUAAAUGACUUCAUCUCUGAUGACAUCAUCCAUCUCGACACUUGACACAGAGAUUGAGCUACCUACUCGGCCUCUCAAAGGCAAAACAUGUGUGAAAUAUGCAUCUCGAAACCUAUCGAUUCUUAACUAAAAUCGAUAUUGUUUCAAGCCGGCCCAUGUCUUUCCCACGGUUUUGUUCACCUUGAAAUUCGACGACCAGAACUUUAAGAUGAAAGAUCGUGAACUGCUCAAUAGCUUUCGAAAUUAACAGGGAGUCUUCCAUGCUGCGAUGGCGGUUCGUCAGAUUUACGAAACUGCCUUCGACAGCACGGCUAGCCCCAGUGGAGUCGACGAAGACCAGGAAGAUGAAAUUCUGGAAACCAGCCGGCGACUUUGCAGUCCGGAUCCCGCAACAGUGUACAAGCCCUCUCCAGCGUCCUCGCGGUCCAGCACGGACUCGGACCGCAGCAGCUCCCGAAAAGGGGUGAUCUGGAAAUCGUCACCCCGAAGCCCCGCCCUACCGCUCAAAAAAAUAUUCUCCCCCUGGAUCUGUGGAGUGGAUAAGAAAGCAGCCAAGGAGCCAGACCCACCCACUGAGAGUCCUGCAGCCCAGAAAGAUCCGGCAGAAGAAAAGUCCAAAACUUUCUCUCCCUCCGUAGAAUUCAAAAAGCUUGAUGUUGCCGAUGAGAAUAAAAAGACUAUUUCAACUAAUGACCGUUCCCCUUCUACAGCCAAUACCAUUGUUAGGGCUUCCAAAAACACGCAGCACAGUGAAGAUGUUUUGCCAGAGAGCCUGCCUUCGUUUGCACUUAGUUUGAAGAAAAAGGAAGACGGAUUCCAUCCAUCCUUCUGUCCAGAAGUAGUUGUCCUUGAGAACAAUAAACUAUCUCGUGAAAACGAGAACGGCAUAGACUUCCCUACAACAACGAGUACUUUUCAACCGGCCAGCAGAAUCUCCAGGGAAGAUAUGAAACGCAGCAAUUUUGAAUGUUCUGCUGCUACCAGGAACAACCUGUGGCUCGAUUUCAGUAGAGCUCCCAAACGUCCAAGACGUCACUUACGUCUAGAAAUAAAUGGCCAGCAAGAUGACGACAAUUUGGAACCAACGGCUCACCUGCUGAAGCAAGGAUGGUAUCAUGGUUCCAUCAGCCGCGCUGACGCUGAGAAUCUUCUUCGAUUGAUGACGAAAGGCAGUUUUCUUGUCCGCUGCAGUGAGAAAUUAAAAAGACAGUAUCUACUAUCGCUCAAGAGUUCCAGAGGAGUGAUGCAUGUGAAGAUAGUACAAUUGCCAAACGGAAAAUAUGUGAUAAAACAGCAAACGCAGUCGUUUGAUUCUAUUCCACAAUUGAUUCAGUAUUUCAGUACGCACAUACUCAAUAUUCAUGAAAUGAAUGUUUACCUUUCCCACCCAGUCAUAGAAAAGUUACUGUAAAAUAUUGUUGACUAAUA